GUGAUAAGGAAAACAACCAGUGUUAGGAAAAAUUAACUGAAUAUAAAUUAUAAAUAUUUGACAAAGUUAAAACAGAACGUUGUGAAAAAACGCAAUGGACAAGGAAAAGGGCCGAAAAUCUGAUCCUAAACAUACAAACGAACCGGAAGUUACUGCAGUUUCGAGAUCCGGGAGAAUCAUAAAGAAAUCUUCCAAGUUGUUAGGUUUUGAAUCUUCGGACAUACAAGAAAAAGAUAAAACUCCCAGGUUGUCGAAACAAAGUUCAAAAAGACAAUCGUCCAAUAACGAGCCACUCGAUCAAUUCAAUGAUGAUGAUAACAGUAUGGAAUUUUUAGAAGAUCAACAACACACUGAAAGCAGUGAAUGGACUGUAGACACAAAGGAUUGUGAUAGUUACACUGAACCCAGCGGCACUUCUAUUUCAGUAGGAGAACACAAUCAAUUUAUGUAUGCUCUCAAAAAUUUAAACAUGAAAGAACCAGGGUUUGUAGCAUAUGCAUUAUGGGCUAAAGAAGUACGCAAAACAUUGAUGAACGCUUAUCCAAAUUUUAGUACGGUACAAAUUAAUCAACAGCUCAGAGACAUGUGGAAAUCUGUACCAACAGAGGAUAAAAGUCGAUGGGUACGCAAAGCCAAGAGAUUAUUAGAACGCGAAGGAUUGGAUGACAGCAAUACAGAUGAUUCAAAAAUUACAGUAAAGAAAUCAAGCGAAGAAAUUAUUGAUAAUUCAAUAAAUACAAGCAAUACAAACAAAUCCCAAUUAGAACCGCUAAGAUCGACACAGCCUAUUGACGUAGCAGCUCAUUUGGCUUUACUUGGCGAAUCAUUGGGCAUAAUUGGCCAAAGACUAAAAGAACAUCAAGGCCAGAUAGCUGUAAAUGGUAGUGUAUCAGUCCUUCUAGAUUCUUUGUUAUGUGCCUUGGGACCUCUACUUUGUCUUACUCAACAAGUGACAGAAAUUAAUGUGAACUCCCAAGAAACGAUGUCAAGACUAAUGGACGACAUAGCCUAUAUAAUGCCAGGAUUAUAAAAUUAUUAAUUAAACUAAUCAUUAGAUUUUCCGUUGGUAUAUAUAAUUCUUACCAAUUUAUGAUGAGAAAAAAUAUAAAUGUUAAGAGUGAAGUAGUAAAUAGCAAUCGUUGUACAAAAUUAGAUCCCACAUCAAACUUUAGACUAUUGUACUAAAUACUUUGUAGGCCCUCAAUAAUAAAAUGUACUGUAAAUUAUUAAAAGUUAAGCGUAAUAUUAAUAAGCAUUUUAAAAAUGAUUUAGAUUCAGGUCUGUUCCAUUUCCCCUGUAAAAAAUGUAUAUAUUCAUGUAUUAUUUUAAGCUUUUUUUUUUUUA
This is a messenger RNA of Melanaphis sacchari, 1344 nucleotides long. Its product is annotated as HMG box-containing protein 4. The coding region runs from base 95 to 1030 and encodes 311 amino acids. The transcript is spliced from 10 exons. NCBI's taxonomy places the organism in Eukaryota, Metazoa, Arthropoda, Insecta, Hemiptera, Aphididae. The record is from RefSeq and is a predicted model, not a curated record.